AAUUUUUGAUCCACAAGAAUUACUACUGCAAUAUAACCAAAUUCAUUCUUAUGGUAAUAGUGAGAUUUGUACUUUAGCAAAAUUUUAUGGAAAACCAAAAAAACUUAAUCAAAUUGAAUAUCUGGCACUUAUUGAUAAUAACUCACUAACUAAAGAAUGA
Dentiscutata heterogama is the source of this 160-nucleotide messenger RNA. NCBI's taxonomy places the organism in Eukaryota, Fungi, Glomeromycota, Glomeromycetes, Diversisporales, Gigasporaceae. The record is from the annotation of a GenBank genome assembly.